AUGACUACCGCAUGUUAUGCCACGAACACAGAUAAAAACGUGCGAUAUCUACUCGUAGUGUUGACAUCACUCUCUGUGUUGUCGUUCUAUCCAGUUACUUAUGCCGACGUGAGCCUCACAGUAACGGCACCUCAAGGCGUCCUUGUGGGACAGCAGGCCAUCAUCAGUUGUGUCAUUGAUCCUGACCAGCAGGCAGCAGUGUCCUGGUCUAAAGGCGGUGCUUUUCAUGCAAGUACAGCUGUACUGGCACAAGGUCAAGGGCCCAUUACUGACGGCCGUUAUAACGAGUACAGAGACAGAGACAUCGACAUUGAGGGUCGGGCAAGUCUGCGGAUACAGAACACCAGGCUGAGUGACAGAGGAGAGUUCUUCUGUGAGGUUACUGUGCUGACUGCAGCACCUGCCGGCCCCCCGACCAUCUCCCCCUCCGGGACCCCCAGUACGGAGUCCCCCCUGACGCUGACCUGCACCACGGCCGGAGGCUACCCCCCUGCCACCAUCAGCUGGUACCGAGGUCAGGAGAACAGGACUGCGGAGGCUGAGCAGCAGACUGACGUGGAACAGUCUGAUGGCAGUGUGACGUCAUCACGACAGUACAUCUUCACUCCGACUAAAGACGACAGCGGCGUGUCCUACAGAUGUGUCGUCAGUCAGACUGUGCUGCAGAGUAACCUGGAGACACAGACCACUUUCAAUGUCAGAUACCCAGCAGAAAUCAGCCCAACCCCUCCGGCGACCACCACAGUCAUAGCCGGGCAGUCGGCAAGCUUCUCCUGCCCUGCUGACGGCAACCCUGACACCUUCACCUACACCUGGAAGGAGGGAGGGAGGACCAUUAACACUGAUGCUGAGGACCAGUUUAGUCAGAACGGCGGUGUGCUGACGAUCAGUGCUGUACGGAGGGAACAACAUGACACAGUUUUCUCAUGUGACGUCACCAACAACAUCGGCAGUGCGGACACGGCGUCUACAACACUCGACGUCCAACACCCCCCAGACGUGUCGGCUCCUGUGACUGUGACAGUAGAGGAGAACCAUGACCUGGCUGCCGAGUGUACUGUCACGGCUAACCCUGCUGUCACCAGUGUGGAGUGGAAGAAACAGGGCAGCACCUCAGCUGUGUCCAACAGCGCUACGCUGUCCAUCACAAGGAUCCAGAGGGGGGCAGCUGGUACCUACGUGUGUACAGCACGUAACAUGCUGCAUGAUGACAGCAUUGGAACUGGGACAGCGUCGACUGUUGUCAUUGUGCAGUAUGCACCGUCCAAACCCAGCCUGACCAUCGCCCCCAGCCCAGUAGUGGAGAACCAAACUGUGACCCUGACCUGCCGGUCUACCAGCGCUGUGCCAGACCCAACCUACACGUGGAAGUUCACGGCACAGGGACAGCCUGAACAGGACGUCAACUUUGGGACAACAGCUGACAGCGGAGGGACACUGACAAUAACUAAUGUCCAGCGCGCACAGGCCGGGCAGUACAGAUGCACGGCCACUAACGAUGUGGGGUCAACGGACAGCAACACGACAGAGCUGGUCGUCAACUACCCUCCAACCGUGUCCACCUUCACUGCUGACUCCAUCCCAGCAGAUGAGAACAGCCCUGUCACCCUGACCUGUACUGUGGACAGCAACCCUGAACCGACUUCUGUCAGCAUAGUGAGGGUGGGGACAGGGUCUGUAGGUGACAUCACUCUGGCCACAGGUCAGGAUGUGAAGAGUCUGUCCCACACCAUACAGACUGUGAGCUACACGGACACAGGAACAUACAGAUGUCAGGCUGUCAACGGGAUCGGGGAAAAUGCUACACGGGACAUGGAGCUUCUGGUCAACUACAUUCCUGUUUUUGUUGGAGUCCGAGACAAAUACGCCGUUGCGAAGGGUGAACCCGUGACCUUGACAUGUAACGUCACAGCCUACCCAACACCUGUGACGUUUACGUGGGCUAAAGAUGGUGGGAGUGUUUCAGGCAAUGCUACCAUCACAAAUUACAGUCUGGGCAGCACACUGAGCUACACAACAGUGACAGAGGAUGACUACGGAUUCUACAACUGUACAGCUAGGAACAUCAUGGGCAACAAUAGUACUGUCAUUGAACUGACAGCUGAAAGUGCCCCUGAGCCCUCAACAGACCUGACAGUGACCAUGAAGAACUCCAGCCGUUUUGUGACUGUAGAGUGGACAGCUGGGUUUAAUGGUGGGCAGGAAACAACACACACUGUACAGUACAGGACAAGGGCAAGUGCAUGGCAAGAUGGGCCUGAGAAACUUGAACCAGCGAGUGCGGACCAUCCUCAGUUCAGUGUGACCUUCCAGCUCCCAGAGAAGGCAACAUAUGACAUCCGGGUCAGAGCUACCAACAGGAACGGAACUGCAGCGUCUAAUGUGGUGUCUUUGACUACAGAAGGUUUGUCAGUAUAG
This is a messenger RNA of Branchiostoma belcheri (Belcher's lancelet), 2418 nucleotides long. Its product is annotated as Down syndrome cell adhesion molecule-like protein 1 homolog. Gene Ontology annotation, cellular component: cell-cell junction. The record is from RefSeq and is a predicted model, not a curated record. Gene Ontology annotation, biological process: cell-cell adhesion. Bases 1 to 2418 code for a protein of 805 amino acids. The transcript has 9 exons. Lineage: Eukaryota; Metazoa; Chordata; Leptocardii; Amphioxiformes; Branchiostomatidae. Gene Ontology annotation, molecular function: cell adhesion molecule binding.